This is a messenger RNA of Hydra vulgaris (swiftwater hydra), 4543 nucleotides long. Its product is annotated as DNA topoisomerase 2-binding protein 1. Gene Ontology annotation, biological process: mitotic G2 DNA damage checkpoint signaling; DNA replication initiation; mitotic DNA replication checkpoint signaling. The record is from RefSeq and is a predicted model, not a curated record. Lineage: Eukaryota; Metazoa; Cnidaria; Hydrozoa; Anthoathecata; Hydridae.
UUUUAGUUAAAUUACAUUUUAUUAUCACAAUAAUUAUGUAGUAUAAAAAGUACUAUAAACACUUAAAUACAAUAGAGCUUGCUCAUGCCGAUGUUGAAGUUCUUCAGAUGUUCUGAUCUAAAAAUACCUGUGAAAGAUUUGUCAAUAAUUGACAAAGCAAUUAAAUGUGCUCAAGAUCAUGACAUUCCUCUUGACAUUGUAUAUGAUUCAAAAUUAGUAGAUUCAAUUAUAAACUCUGCUGAAUGUGAUAAUCAAGUUAUAUAUAUAUGCUUUCCGUUUAAAGGGAAAGUUUUCACUGCUUUAAAUAAAAAGUCAUGCAGAAUUAUUGGUCCUCAGUGUGUUAUAUCAUGCUUACUGCUUGAAGUAUCUGUUCCAAAACGUUUGUAUCCAGUCUGCAAUGUAGCAAUGCUUGGUACAGUUGUUUGUUGUAGUAGUAUGAAAAAAGAUGAUCGUAAAAUAAUUCAUGAACUUGUAAAACUAAUGGCUGGUGAUGUUACGAAUGAUUUCACAAAUUCAGUAACCCACUUAAUUGCACAAGAAGUUGGUUCAAAGAAAUAUCAAGUUGCGUGUUCUCGAAAAAUUCCAUGUUUACUUCCAAGUUGGGUACAUUUUGUGUGGGAAAAAUCACAGUAUGAGCACAUCCAUUCUGAUAACUUUGUUAAAGAACAUAUGACUCCGAUUUUUAAAGGUUGUACUAUUUGUGUAUCUGGGAUUUUAGAUAUAGAGGAAAGAAACUCUAUCAAGUUGUUGGUAAAUAGUAAUGGAGGAUUAUAUUCAGGUGAACUUAAUAUGAAAACGUGUACACAUUUGUUGGUGGAAAAACCUCAAGGACAAAAAUAUUUGUUUGCAAGGCAAUGGAAAUUACAUUGUGUUAAGCCAUUAUGGUUAUAUGAUUGUUUAAAAAAUGGUUGUUGGCUUGAUGAAAGUCCAUACAAACUAGAAAGUGAAAAUGAAAUGCCAAAAAUAUCUGGUGUUUUACAAAAUGAUAAAAUUGUUAACUUUCUUGAAGAGUCAGUACUGCCGAGUAAUAUGUCACGUGUUGAAGCUUUAGCAGUUAGAAGUAUGAGUAACUCAAAAAUGCAUAAAAGUUUAGAUUCAGACUCAACUACAGAAGAAAAUGUACUUUUUAAAUAUUUUGAUCCUAAAAUUAUCAAUUUAGAUGAAAUAAUACUAUCUGAGCAUUCAUCAACUUAUUUUGAUGGUUUUAAAAUUUAUUUAUGUAAUAUUACUGGAGCUUUAUUUGACAUUUGUAGGAAAAUUAUAAAUAAUGGAGGUGGUUUUAGGUUAAACAAUUUUACUGAUUCUAUAACUCAUAUAGUUUUUUCUCAAAGUGCCCCAAAAGAGUUGACUAACUACAUAAAGGAACUCAGUAAUCAUUUACCCUAUGUAGUGUCACCGUUGUGGUUAAUUGACUCGGCAAAGAAUAACCAGGCAAUGCCAGAACAAGGAUAUUCAUUGAUGGAUACUUUAAAAAUGGAUGAAGGCUUUACUAGUUUUAAUGGUCUGAAUGAUGUUUUUAUGAAACCAAUCCAGUCAAAAUCUGCUGAAAAAAAGCAAGUUCAACCGGUAGCCACAUCAUUAAAUUUUGAUGAUGAUGACGAUGGAGAUAAAGAUAAUGACUUAUUAAAAAAUUAUCUUCCCAAUAAUCAUGAAAGCACAAGACUUUCUCAAGUUUAUGAUACAAAUAUGCAAAAACCUUUUGAAUCUAAUUUACAACCGGAAGAAACUAUUGUACCGAAUGAAGAAACUCAAACACAAACCAUACUUCAGAACAAAAAAUUCCUAGUACUUCGUUAUGAUACAGAACAAAGUUUGCGUAUAAAAGAACUUAUUGAAGAAUACUCCGGUUUGAUUGUUGAAAACUAUGAACAAGCAGACCAUGUCAUUGUCCCUCUGACUUAUAACAAAAGAAUUAAUAUAAAUCCUAAAGAGGCUACAGUGUGUUGGUUAGAGCAGAGUAUUGACUCUGAGGAGCUAAAGGAUAUUAAUUCAAGUUAUCUCUAUCGACCAAUUUUUUUAGCAGAUGAUGUCAAGCCAUUGAAAAACUGUGUUGUCACUGUCAGUCAGUAUACUGGAAUGGAACGCCAACACUUAUUUCAUCUUGCAGAGUUAUUAGGGGCUCUAGCUCAAGACUAUUUUGCUCGGCGUGAUGGUAAUGAUAUGGUUGCAAGUACUCAUCUGGUAUUAAUGAAGCCUGAAGGAUCAAAGUAUGCUGCAUCAUUAAAAUGGAAUAUUCCUUGCGUAAGACAAGAAUGGUUAUUUGAAUGUGCUAGAUUAGGAAAAAAAGUUCCAGAAAGUAAUUAUUCUCUUUUAUCUGAAGAAUCACCAGAAACUGGUAGUAGCAUGAAAUUAAAAUGUUUAAAUGUUGAAAACAACAGUAAAUGUGAAAACAAUGAAAAGUAUAUUGAAAUUGUUGAGGAGCCUGCAGUUGAUUUCAAAAUAAACAACUUAACAGAAAAAGAUAAAAAAUCUGUAAAUGAUUUUACUAAAUAUGAUCUGGAUUUCUCAAACUUUAAUAAAACGAUUGUUAAUGAAAGAAAUUUACAAUCAGGAAAUGUUCAAUUCAGAGUAUCAAGUUCAUCUCCUGCCAUUUCAAGUACAACAGGAUUAAUGAAUCCUUUGCAUCUAUCUUUUGAUUUCACUGAUGCAUUGGAUGCAGUAAAAUCUCCAGUUGCUUUAUCACAAGAUUCUUUUAAAAGGAAUCGUAAAAGUCGAGGCAGUUUGCCAUUUGAUAUCCAAUUUGCAGAAGCAAUGCAAAGAGCAGUUGACAUGCAUGUUCCUGAAAAAGAUCGAAAUACUUUUAUGAAUGUCAGUAAAGAUCAGAAUCUUAGUGUACUUUCUGGUGUAGUAUUGGUUGUUAGUAAGGCACUUGCUCAAAAACAAAUGGAGUUGCAUAAAAAAGCACAACAUUUAGGAGCUGAAUGUCGUUUUAUGUAUGAUUCUGAAUGCACUCAUUUUGUACAUCAGGGUCGUGUUAAUGAUUCAAAUAAAGACUAUAUGGAAGCAAAGCGCAAUAAAAAGUACCUAGUUUCACCUUUUUGGUUAGAAGCAUGUUUAUCUUCAAAUGAACAUGUUGAUGAAAUAUUGUAUCCAGUUACAUUUAAUCCUCGAAUGUCAUUAAAUGUUUCCUCGGUGAAGCUGCCUUUAGCUAAAGAAGAAGAAACAAAAAAUUUAAAAGUUCCACAAACCCUUACUAUUGAAAACAUCGCUGAAAAUGUCAAUGAAGAUUUUCAGAAAAAAAUGGAACAAAUUAUGGAAGCAACCAAGACAACAACAAAGAGUAAGCGCAGUCGUCGAACUAAUUCCAAUAACAACUUUGCAAGUGUCAACACAAGGAGUGGAAGAAGACUUUCGCAAAAUAAAAGCAGUGAAAGCUUAAAUCGAAGUGAUUUCUUUACAAAAAAGGAUGACGAUUUUAAUACAGAACAAUCGCAAGGUGACUAUAUAACAUAUGAUGAUCCUGGAAUAUCAGAGCGUCGACGAAUUUUAGAACAGCUCAAAAGAGUUAGUCCUAGUCAAGAUUUAGAAAAUUUUAUUGAAAAUUUGGAUAGCAGAAAUAUAAUAAAGGAGUGUGAUGAAGAUGGAGAACUAAAAUUAGAGAAUAAACCUCAAGCAAAUCUUUUAAGUGAACAUUUGAAAAAUAAUGAAAUUGAUUUCAACCAUGGACAGAAUAGUAGUAUAAAAAAUAAUGAAAAUUAUCAGUUUUUAUUGUCUGGUAUGACUGCUCAGGAAAAAAUAAACUAUGCUGCAAUUAUUGAAGAGUUGGGUGGUAUUGUCCAUGAUGUACAAUAUUUUAAUGUAAUGUGCACACAUGUUGUGGUUAGUGUCCCAAACAGAAACGAAAAAUUUCUUGGCUCCUUGGCAAGCGGAAAAUGGAUACUGCAUAAAUCUUUUUUGGAGGCAAGUAGAGAAUCAGGUGCAUUCGUCGAUGAAGUUAAUCAUGAAUGGGGUAGCCAACCCAAUGCAUCAGCUUUUGCAUGUUCAGCCAAAAGAUGGCGUAUUGAUUUAGCAGCAAAACGUAGAUUGGAGCCGUCCGUUGGUGCGUUUAUUGGUUGGGUUGUAUUGCUUUGUAUUGAACCCUCAAAGCAACUUGGAUUUACCAGAAUUUUGGAAGCAGGAGGAGCAAAACUGUUAUGUGAAAGACCGCCAUUUACUAACAUCCUAGGAGCUACUCAUGCGUUUAUUGCAGAUAAAAAACAAGCAAAGUUGCUUGAUUUUCAAGUUUUGACCGCUGCUGGAAUCUUAAUUUUAAAACCAGAAUACAUUUCGGACUACUUAACAGUAUUUCCAAUACCUUCCACUUCAAAAUACGUUAUUUCUGAUAUGGAAAUAGAAAAAGAACCUAGUGCAUCGUGCAAAAGAACAGUUGCCUCAAAGCGCUCUGAUGCAGAAAAUAACUCUCAACAAUUUACAAAAAGAACGCGACGUUAAUUUAUGGUUAAUAUAUUUAAUUUGUAAAUAUUUAUCCAAUCAAAUAGUGAGCUUUUGUUGAGCUCGAUUUUGUAUUUGUAACCAAAAUUAAAGAUAUAACUUCCGACUCAAA